AUGUCACCAGCGAAAAACCAAUUCUUAUCUCUCUUCUCCCACAUCACGCGUCGAACCCGUGGCGUCGGCAAACUGUCGACCCCAUGGUUCACAAAACCAAUCGCCUCGGCCCCCAUGAACGGAUGGUCGGGCCCGAAACUCGUCGCCGCCGUCGCCAACCAUGGGGGUGUCCCCAUCUUCCCCAUUGGGUACUUUACCGACCCGGCUGCGAUUCUCAAGGAUCUCCAGAGUAUCCUGCCUUUACUCUCGGAUAACGGUUCACAGCAGGAUGAUAUCGGAGAUAGCAAGGAAGAAGGGGCGGGCAAUAAGACAGAGUUGUUGCCGUAUGCGGUCGGAUUUAUUACAUUCUGGCUUGAUCGUCAAGGACCAGACCUGCUUCUCAAGAUCCUGGAGGGUCAAGGCGAUCUCCCUCAUCCGACACCCUCCGGCGAAACCACCACGACAGGAGGAGCCAAGAAGGCACUUCGACCCCCAGCAGCAGUUUGGUUCUCCUUUGGUGACUACCGACCCUAUUUGAAACUCGUCCGCCAACACGGUGCGGCCGGCACAAGGGUCAUCGUCCAAGUCCAAACCGUCCAAGAGGCCAUCGACGCUCAACGGGACGGAGUCGACGUGAUCGUUCUUCAAGGCACCGAAUCUGGAGGUCAUGGCGCCCAGCGUGUUCGACCGCUCCUGUCUUUCAUCCCCGAGGUCGUCGAAGCUCUCCAGGAGCGCAACAAAGUCAAUGGUCUCAAAGUCCCCGCGAUCCUGGCAGCCGGUGGCAUCUCACUCAAUUCCCAAUGGCGUGCCGUGGAAGCCCUAGGGGCAUCAGGAGUCGUCGUCGGAACAGGAUUUAUGCCAACCUUCGAAUCCCCCGGCUCUCAACACGCCAAAGAACGGAUCCUGAACGCCAGCGAUGGAGGGGACUCGACAGUCCGAACCCGGAUCUUUGACGAGCUCCGAGAGUUUGGAUGGCCAGAGGGUUACGACGGUCGAGUGGUUCGGAACUUGGUGACAGAUCGUGAGGAGGAGGAUUUGAAGACCCGGGGUGUGGUUGAGCCCAAGGGUGCGGAGGCGUUCAAGGUUUUGAGAGAGGAUCGGACUGGUACGAAGGAGGAUUGGAAGCGGGCUGUGAAGGACCAGGACCUGGAUUACAUCCCUCUCUGGGCGGGGACUGGUGUUGGUUUGUUGAAGAAGCAGAUGUCUGCCGCUGAAUGGAUGGACCAGCUCCUUGGUGAGAGUGAGAAGAACAAGUAG
Linnemannia hyalina is the source of this 1236-nucleotide messenger RNA. Lineage: Eukaryota; Fungi; Mortierellomycota; Mortierellomycetes; Mortierellales; Mortierellaceae. The record is from the annotation of a GenBank genome assembly.